Molecule: messenger RNA, 5069 nt
Organism: Pogoniulus pusillus (Red-fronted tinkerbird)
Lineage: Eukaryota; Metazoa; Chordata; Aves; Piciformes; Lybiidae
Gene: PRKAR2B
Product: protein kinase cAMP-dependent type II regulatory subunit beta
Exons: 11
Coding region: 632-1915 (427 amino acids)
Biological process (GO): negative regulation of cAMP-dependent protein kinase activity
Cellular component (GO): cAMP-dependent protein kinase complex
Molecular function (GO): protein kinase A catalytic subunit binding; cAMP binding; cAMP-dependent protein kinase inhibitor activity
Source: RefSeq, a predicted model, not a curated record
CCGAAGGCUACCUGCCGGGCCCCUCCGAAGGCUACCUGCCGGGCCCCUCCGAAGGCUACCUGCCGGGCCCCUCCGAAGGCUACCUGCCGGGCCCCUCCGGGUCUGUAGCCCGGGGUGGGGGGGGGGGGGAGCAGGGCGAGACGAAUGGGAUCGGAUCGACUCGGCCCGAGCCGGGUAGGCAGCAGGCAAACCGCCCGUCCCACCCCCCUCCCCCCCUCCCUCCCUCCCUCCCUCCGGCGGCGCGGAGCGGGCCGCAGUCCCCGGCGGGAGGUUGUCAUGGUUUCGCGGGUCACAUGUGUGCGAGGUUCCCCCGGCGCGGGGGGAGGAGGCGGCGGGGGCGGGGAGGCUUCAGUCACGGACGGGGUUGCCGCCACCGCGUCAAGUGCGGGGAGAAUCGGAGCGAGACGCUGCAGCCAUCGCCGCCGAGGCUGCCAGCGAGCCGCUGCCCCCCUGUGGAUCCGCCCCCCGCCCGCUCCCACCUGCACUGCCGCCCGCCCCUUUCCCGUUGUCCACAGGCGAUCCGCCGGGCUCGCGUUGUCUCCGGACAGCGGACGCCCAGCCCCAGGCUCUCCCCCCUUCCCCUCUCCCUCCCCCUUCCCAGCCAGGCUGUGUCCCCUCGGCCGACCCCGGCAUGAGCAUCUCCAUCCCGGCGGGGCUGACGGAGCUGCUGCAGGGCUUCACGGUAGAGGUGCUGCGGAGCCAGCCCGGGGACCUGCUGGAGUUCGCCCUCCAGUACUUUGGGCGUCUCAAGGAGGAGGCGUCGGCGGCUAAGGCGGCGGCAGCAGUUGAGAAGGAGGCAAGCGGCCGCAAGGCGGGCACCCCCGCGCCCGGCCAUGACAGGGGCAGCCAGCCGCCGCGUCGGGCCCCCUCGGACGCCCGUGGGGUCAACUUCGCUGAGGAGCCUAUGCAGACCGACUCCGAGAGCGGUGAGGAUGAGCAGCAGCCAAAGCAACAGCAGUUUCCGGCUCCAGCGAUAAACCGAUUUACCAGACGAGCAUCAGUGUGUGCAGAAACCUACAAUCCUGAUGAGGAAGAGGACGACGCAGAAUCUAGGAUUAUUCACCCUAAAACAGAUGAUCAAAGAAACAGACUGCAGGAGGCAUGCAAGGACAUUCUUCUUUUUAAGAACCUAGAUCCGGAGCAGAUGUCUCAGGUGUUAGAUGCAAUGUUUGAAAAACUGGUUGAAGGAGGGGAACAUGUCAUUGAUCAAGGGGAUGAUGGUGACAACUUCUACGUCAUUGACAGAGGUACAUAUGACAUUUAUGUAAAAUGCGAUGGUGUUGGGAGGUGUGUUGGAACCUAUGACAACCGAGGAAGUUUUGGUGAGUUGGCCUUAAUGUACAAUACACCCAGAGCAGCUACAAUUAUAGCUACUUCUCCUGGCGCCAUCUGGGGUUUGGACAGGGUAACGUUCCGAAGAAUCAUUGUAAAAAAUAAUGCCAAAAAGAGAAGAAUGUAUGAAAACUUCAUUGAGUCAUUACCAUUCCUUAAAUCUUUAGAAGUAUCUGAGCGUUUAAAAGUGGUUGAUGUGAUUGGCACCAAAGUGUACAAAGAUGGAGAACAGAUCAUUGCUCAGGGUGACUUGGCUGAUUCUUUCUUCAUUGUGGAAUCUGGAGAAGUAAGGAUUAUAAUGACAAGGAAGGGUAAACAAGACGUAGAAGAGAACGGAGCAGUUGAAAUAGCCCGAUGCUCAAGAGGACAAUAUUUUGGAGAACUUGCUCUUGUAACUAACAAACCACGAGCUGCUUCAGCAUUUGCCCUUGGCACUGUCAAAUGUUUAGUUAUGGAUGUGCAGGCAUUUGAAAGGCUUUUGGGACCCUGUAAGGAAAUUCUGAAAAGAAACAUUGCCAACUAUGAAGAACAGCUAGUUGCUCUCUUUGGAACAAACAUGGACAUUGCUGAUUACAGUGCAUGAACUAAACAUUGGAGCGACCAGAUCUGUUACAACAAUAUAGCACAGUAGUGGUUAGUCCACUGAGAAAUUGUCUCUCUUCCUAUAGAUGCCAAGCAUUUUCUGUGAUUUUAAGAGUUGAUUUGGGGGUAUUUUUUUGACUUACUACAGUGGAAAUACUAGUAAACAAACCAGAAAUUUAAUAAAUUGUGGGCUUUAUUUUCAAAGGGGUCUAGCAUUGGUGGUUUGGCAUGAAGGCAACUCAUAGUAGCACAGUACCUUUGAAAAUCAAGUCCUUUAACACGGCAUAAUUCCUUACAGAGUAGAUUUAAAAAACCCCACAUGCAAUUAACUUGUUCAAUUAUCUUCUGUUCUUCAAAAAGGUUAUGACUUUUCUGGAAAGACUGUUAGUUCGAGUGUGAUAUGUUGAAAGUAUUAGUGCACACAAAGUGUUUAUAUGUAUUAAUACAGGAGAUAUAUGGUAGAUACUACUUUCUGACUAUUACAGUUGUCAUGAUUUUAUGUUGCAUUUAUCACAGAUGUAGUGAACCACAAGACUAAUUGUAAGAUAAAGCAUGAUAAUGCAUUUUAUGUAAUGCUCAUGACCCAAACCUGAUUUCUAACAUUUUGUACUUUGCUUUAAAGUCCUCUUUAUUUAAUAUGUCAUGUUUCAGCACGACAUUGUAAUAUCUUAUGCAAUUUAGAGGACUUGUAUAUUUUUGCAAUAAACAGCAUUUUUUAUUAGUUACAUGUAUUCUGUACAGUCUAGAGUGAGGACAGCUUACAAAUUAACCUUAAUGCUUUAAAAGCAGGGGCAUAGGCCAUUGUCAGGUUCUACCUAAUCAUACAUAACCUAUAUUAUUUUUCUUCUCCAUUGUUUAAUAUUUAUGCAUUUUGUCUUCACUACCUAUACUUGUUCUCUGCUUAAUUUUUUUUAGAUUUCAACUUUUUUAAUCUGUUAAUCUUUUGCCUAUUUCAAAUCAGUCUCUGUGUAUAUCCGUUCUUGCCGUCAAGUCUUAGGUAUCAAAGACCAGUUUCAAUUACUGAAGUGAUUGAUAUUGAAAGCCUUGCCAAGCUAAGCUUGUCCUUGGAAAAACCUUUAUCAGGAAGUAAAAAACAUUUUUAAUUUGAAAGAUCAGUAUUUCAGAAGCUUUGUCCAAGUCUGGAAAAUAUGUCAUUGCUUAAGCUAAUAUCCUGCUUUCCAAAACAUGUAGGUCAUCAUAAAAUAGUAUCUUUAUAGCUGUGAUAGCAUGAGAUACCUUCUGAGACUGACAAGAGAGAAUAUCAGCACAGAGAUCACUGCUUACAAGGGUCUGUGACUGGAAAUUUCAGGCACAUUCCAAUUUUAAUACUGCUUACUGACCUGUCUCUCGAUGUACAUGGAAAGCUAGUGCACGUUACAACAACUGGCAGCAUUUCUGCCAAAAUUAUAGAAGAGUGGUAGGAAGGCUGCUUCUGCCCUGUUUCAAACACCUUUCCUUCUUAGAUAAUGACUUUUCUAAUGCCAUAUGUUUGUGUAUGUUAAUGUAAUUAUUAUCCUAUAGUUAGUGAUAUGUUCUGACAAUUUAUAUAAUCAUACAUGCAUAUGAAGUUAUGAUUACAUAAUACAAUAACAAUAUAUAAUUUAUAUCAUACAGUAUGGUAUGAAUUACAAAUCAGAUUCCUAACAAAACUCAAUCUGAGCAAAAUUUACAAGAGGGUUUGUUUUUUCUAAAUCUAGAAACCUGGUACAAAUAACUGCAAAUGUGAUAACUUUCCUUUGUACUUUUGAUUUAUGGAAAAAAAAGAAGCCUGUUACUUUAGGAGGAAAUACCAGGUAACCAAAAUCUGCACCCUUGUCAUUCUGUAUGCUUAAUCUUCUAAAGGCUACCUGUAUUUUGCACUAGCUUAAUACAAUUAAAAAAAAUGCUAGAAAUUACUUGUACAGCAGUAAACAACAAUCAAGGCCAUAAAUGCCAGUCACGAUAUUUUCAAUAUUGUUGGUUAUAUUUAAAGUUUCCUUAUAAUAAAUACUUUUAUAUAUAAAAAAAACCUAUGUUUAUUGAUACUGUUGUGUUUUAAUUCCAUUAUCAUAAAGUUAUAAAUUACCUGUUUAUAUUUAGUUAUUUAAACAUUCGUGAUUCUUCACACUUUCGUAACUGAUGUUAUAUAGCUGCUCUGUCUGCUUAAAACAUAUGAUGACAUGUUGGUGUGGGAAUUUUCAUAGCUACUUUGAAGAUUUGUUCGUAGUAUAUAGCAGAGAAAAAGCUGAGGAGUGACACAUUUAAGAUAAUCAGAGACCUUAGAUUUUUCUGAGGCCCAGAGUACAGCUUCCUGUUGCAGCAGUGUUAUUGUGGUGUUUUGGGAGACGGAAUGAUUUCUGGGAUUUUCUUUGUUGGGAAAUUCAGGAGGGUUUAACUAGCAGAAAUAAAUUGUUACUUUGGAAUUUUCAUCUAAGUCAUUUUAUCUUUCAUCAGUCAGCACUUGGAUUUCUCCUGGAUCGCUUCAUCUGUGCACUUAAAACAUACCAGUCUUCCUUGCCACAAAUCUGGCAAGUAUUCUUCCUAAGAAGGAAAUCAUACCAAGUAAUUGAUUUUUAAUGACCUAAUGGUAGAUAAAUUGUAAUAAUUUUAAACAAUAUUAUGUCAUGUUUAUCUUAUAAAAUGACCUAUGCCCAUACUUGGGUUACCCAAUGAUUGUGUUCUUAAAAAGUGUUACUGUCCUUGUUUGUAGUCAGUUUGCUAAAGGAAUGAGACUGGGAAUUAUUUGGCACGUGUGUAACUUUGUUUCUUCCCUCUCUCCCCAGCCUUACCAGCAAUUUAACAUUCUGCAGAUGAUUUAAAUGGAUGGAUGGAUAAGUUCUAGAGGUGGGGAGGGGGGAGGGGAAAAAAAAAGCUGCAAUGAGCUUGUUGAAAUAUAUGCCCUGAUAGGCAGGGAAAGAAAGGUCUGAGGGACGUCCUGUAACAAAAAGCAUUUACAUGUUAGUAUGCAAAAAAGAAUCCCCAUGGCAGCAAAUAUUUACAAAUGCCUUAAUUAUGGGAGAAAAAAAUAGGACCACAGCCCUUAGUUGAUCACAAGACACAAUGAGUCAGCAAGCUUUCUCGGUCCUAGUGCUGAUACUGUCAUUUAAGACACGUCAUUUGUUUGUGCUUUGUUAGAUUUCAUUGAAGUUUAUCUGCAAUAAACACUUCUGAAAUAA